AGGAGGUGAUGGUCGAUGAUGAUGAAAGAAGAGAAAGAGGAACGUAUUCUCGAACGAAGCACCCAUAUAUUAAAAGAGAAAAGGACGCGAGCAGUAAGGUGGAAACAAUGAGAGAUAGCGCGAUAGAAAAAAAAACGACAAGAACCCUUACAUUUGUUCCUCGGUUAUUCGAAUUACUGAUGCGUAUUUAUAUCCGUCCAUUGUAGUUCGAGUAAAACACGAAGUUUUUACUUCUCGAAAAGACCGAAAUUCCCACAGUUUCGAAGAAUUCGAAAGGUCGUCACAGGUACCGAUGUUUCUUGUCGAUAAAAAGAAUCAUAGCACCCUUGUGUAUGGCGCGCGUGGGAAUUUUCCGUGACGACGCCGAGUAAACGAGUUUUCUUUCGUAAGGCACGAACCGUCGUUAACUCAAUGUGAAGACGAAAGAAAAUAAAGAGCGAGAAGGAAAGAAAAGACAUCAUGAGAAAAGUCAAUUGAGGAUUCGUUGCAGUAAUAAUUUCUACUUUUCCGUGCAAGAAAAGAGGAAAGUAGAAAAAUCAAGUGGUAAUCAAAGAGAACGGCGCCAUCGUCUAGAUGUAGCCGUGGAGAACGCCAAGUUCCCCGAUUCGAUCCUCUCUUGUCUCACGAAGACUACUAAGACGAGGAGAAGGGGACAGCAUAAUGGUGUGAAGGUACGAAGAAGAGUCGAGAAGACAGAAGUGGAAGAAGAAGAGGAAGAAGAAGAAGAGGAAGAAAAAGGGGUGUCUAACAAGACGAUGACGUCUAGACAAAGCAAAGACCCUGUGCAGAAGUGCCAUUCGGACCCGGGUGCCGGAAGUACCCCCGGCACUUCUUAUAGCCCUACUAAGCGAAUUUCUCGCAAACAAGUGCCCGGCAUUCCGAGUUCCGCCAAUACGCGAAAGUGUGUCCUCACUUUGGAUGGCUACAGCUACGUGAUCGUCGCAUCUCCGCCGGAUAGAAGGGUCACGAGAGACGAUAUGGGGGUGGCCUCGCAUGAUACAGCUGCGAACACGGCUACCGGCUGUUCAAGUGGUACAACCCCACCUCGCCCGCACAAUCCUUCCUCCCCUGGUCGAAAUGGUCAGCUAUCGAAGCAAGGCACGCUGACGAUAGUACGACGCAGUUCGGGCAAAAGCAAAAGCGUCGGUGGUGGCAGUUUCGAGAGUUCCCCGCCAUCACAUAAUCCUGACAGGUUUUUGUCGAGUCAGUCCGUGGAUCUCGACGAGAUUCUCGAUAAUGUUGAUCUCACGACAGAUUCACUACCCGCCGUUGACACCCCCGACGCCUGCGACAAAGCUGCUCUCAGACUUCGAUGUCUGUUAAAGCAGCUACAACAUGGCGAAAUAUCCGCCGAAUUGCUCCAACGAAAUUUACAUUAUGCGGCGCGUGUACUUGAAACAGUCUUCAUCGACGAGACAAAGGUGAGUUCAGGCGGGAAUGAGUGCUCUCGGUCAUCACGUAGGGGUGCGGGCCUGACUUCUACAUCCCUGGGGGGCAGCAUGGACCCGGAUGGACCACAGAGCCACGCGGUGGUAACCCAGAAAAGGAAGCUUCGCACCCCUGUGUGGGAAAGAGAUGCCGACCAUACGGAAUCAACUGCUACUUGCCGACAAGGUGUACGCCGUAGACGAUUGGCCGAUGAAGAUGAUGAAUUGUCCGAAGUACAACCGGACGCGGUACCACCCGAAGUUCGAGAAUGGUUGGCGUCGACCUUCACCAGACAACUUGCCACAACAAGGCGGAAGGCGGAUGAGAAACCCAAAUUUCGAUCUGUGGCCCACGCUAUUAGAGCUGGGAUUUUCGUUGAUCGGAUUUAUAGGAGAGUCACCAAUACCGCUCUCAUGCAAUUUCCACCAGAUGUGGUUAAAGUACUUAAGACGUUGGACGACUGGUCUUUCGACGUGUUUUCAUUGAACGAAGCUGCACUCGGAGCUCCUGUUAAAUACAUAGGCUACGACCUACUGAAUCGGUACGGUAUGUUACACAAGUUUAAAGUGCCACCUGCGGUUCUGGAAUGCUUCCUAGGAAGAAUUGAAGAAGGAUAUUGCAGACAUCGAAAUCCAUAUCACAAUAAUCUUCACGCUGCGGACGUAGCUCAAACUAUGCAUUAUAUUUUGUGCCAAACGGGGUUAAUGAAUUGGCUGACCGAUCUAGAAAUAUUCUCGUCACUCGUAGCGGCGAUUAUUCACGACUACGAGCACACUGGGACCACAAACAAUUUCCACGUAAUGUCAGGCAGUGAUACGGCACUUCUCUAUAAUGACCGCGCUGUGUUAGAAAAUCACCAUAUAUCAGCGAGUUUCAGAAUAUUAAGGGAAGACGAAUGUAAUAUUCUUCAAAAUUUGUCGCGAGAAGAAUUUCGAGAAUUUCGUUCACUCGUGAUCGACAUGGUCUUGGCAACCGAUAUGAGCUUUCAUUUUCAACAGUUAAAAAAUAUGAAAAAUCUACUAAGCUUGGCAGAACCGAGCGUCGAUAAGAGCAAAGCCGUCAGUCUAGUGCUCCAUUGCUGCGAUAUUUCUCAUCCUGCGAAAAGAUGGGAUCUCCACCAUAGGUGGACGAUGCAACUGUUGGAAGAAUUUUUCAGGCAAGGCGACAAAGAGAGAGAUCUUGGCUUGCCAUUUUCACCUUUAUGCGAUCGUAAUAAUACUUUGGUAGCGGAAUCUCAAAUUGGUUUUAUAGAAUUUAUUGUUGAGCCGAGUAUGCAAGUUUGCAGCGAUAUGUUGGAGACGGUUCUUGGACCGUUGAACGUUAAAGAAAGUGUAGAUGAGUCAGCUAACGGUUCGACAACAGAGAGUAACAGGUUUAAAAUAGGGAAGCCAUGGAUACAGUGUCUCGUAGAAAACAAACAAAUCUGGAAGGAACAAGCGGUUCGAGAUGCAGAGCUUAGAGCACAAAAAGAAGCGGAACAAAAUUCCAAUGCGGAAAAGGAAGGGGAGAAUGUUCAAACGACGGCGGAAGAAUGAAGUGUCGUCAGAUCGACGAUCGAAACUUACUUCGAAUAUCUAUGCGAUUUUAGGCUACAAGAAACUCGUCUUUAUUUCCGAACUCAUUUUAUUAUCUUAAACUUUUUCCCUCAUAUAUUAUAUUUAAUAAGGAAUUUACUGUGAAUGCGAACGUAGAUAUAAAAUUAUCUAUGGUAUUUACGAUGCGUUUGUUUUGGGACGAUUAUCCGUUAUAUAUUUAGACUCAUUUUCGUGCAACGACUAUCUUCUUAAAUACUUCCACAUCAUAUAUAUAUAUAUAUUAUAUUAUAUUAUAUAUAUAUAUAUAUAUAUAUAUAUAUAUAUAUAUACAUAAUUUCAAGGAAACAUUUUUAUCAAAAAGUAGAUAAAGAAUUCGAUUUUCUUUUUCCGUGGUAGUUCUUCGUCCAAGUAGCCGUCUACUUUCUUUUUCCGUUUUUUUCCUUUUUGUCUUUUUUUUUGUCCAAAAUCUUUCGUACUUUUACUUAGCAUCAUGUUAAAGUCAUAAUACGAUAUAGAGCGUAGCCUAAAACGAAUAGAUGAAAGACAUAUUUUUCAUAAACAAAAAGAGAGGAAAGAAUCGAUUAAGCAUUAUCAAUCUAUUAUCAAUGAGUUUUGCAAACUAUUUCUGCAUUAUGAACGCUAUUUCUAUUCGUAUCUAUCUUUUUUUUAUAUAACUAGUAUGUAAAAAUGCAUAAUGCAUUUUUAACAGAUUCUAAUGUCACGGAUAAUGUCCCACUUUCAACGAAUUCUAUAUAACAGAACUGGCAAAACGCAAUCCAAACGCAUCGAUUAAUAACUUCAUUUCAAGUUGGUACAUAAAUUAGAAAAUAAGCGGAUAGAGGAGAGACGGAUAAUGAGGAAAAAAAAAAUUAAAUCAAAAGAUUAAACUCAUCGAAUUCGAAAUAUCUAUAUGAGUUUUUUUUUGUCUCGACAGUAUAUUAUCGUCUCUUUUUUCUUUCGUAGUAAGCACGAACGAUAUUCAUAUUAAUCGACAUUAUUCAGGAUCCUUGUAAAUAUAUGCCUGACGAGACGCACAUUAACUUAUUUUUAUACUUUCACAUUAUUCCGCGAAAAAAGUUACAAAAAGUCUAGUCGAAUGUACGUACGAAAAGUAUUGAGUAAUUGAACGAAAAGAUAUUUAUGAGAUUGUUCCCAAGAAAUGUUUAUAGAUUUGCUUUUUCGAUUAUCGCACAAGCCGAAUUAUUCCCUUUGAAAAAAUUUUUUCGUUAAAAGGUGGAAAUAGACGCGUAAGAAGGAAAAUCCGUCCCUCGGAAAGCUCGAACGAGAAACGGAUUUAACGGAUUUUACGGAGAAUCUUGCGAAAGGAAAGUACUUGUAUUAUUUUUUUUCUUUUUCUCUCUCUCUCCCUCUCUCUCUCUCUCUCUCUCUCUCUCUCUCUCUCUCUUUCUCUCUCGACGAUCGAACGUUCGGGGCUCUUGCGAUUUUCCGUGCAAAGCCUUCAACGAGUAGAAUCUCGAAAGUAUGAUAAUUAUUGACAUACACAAAUAUAUAUCUCUGUAUAUACUCACGUUAGAUAUGUACACGUAUGUAUAUCUAUUCGUGAACACGUCGAGGUACAGCUUUAAUCGAUGUAUAUUUAAUGUAAAAGAGAAAUUAGUGUCGUUAGUGUUUAUUUAAACGUUUGUGCUAUAUGUAUAUGUCAAAUAUAUGUGUUGGAUUUGCGAACGUGUUCACGACGUUGCAUUAGAGCGCAAGCUUGAUCACUUGUCCGGGAUUCCUUAGAAGAAAAACAAAGUUACGUAGUGUCGUGUUUGUUUGGCAACUGGUAGCAAUGUAAUUAUGCAAUGCGAGCUCACGUAACCGCUAUUAUUUUUUUGCGGUAACGAUCGUCAUAAAAUAAUCUCUGAUUGCGAUCUUUUGCGAGUAUUCACUGUAUAUAGACGUAGACAAUGUUGUUCUAUCGAAUAUUUUUGAGGAAGAGAGGGAGAAAAAGGAGGACCAAGCUACGAACAAACGUAUCUUUUUACGUACCUGUCGUCGUAGUGCACUUACACGCUCAGUACCUAGCAAAUUUAAAAUUAAAAAGUCAAAAGGAAAGAGAAGACUCGAAAGUGAUGUUAGUAGUAAUUUUCAAUAACGUCGAGUGUAUGUGUGUCUUCUGUACGAGUAUAGCACUUCGUAGUUGAAACACGUUAAAAUAUAUCCGUCCUUUAUUUUUGUUGCUAUUUUUCCCCAUUCGAUCGUUAGUUAGUUUCAUUCGACGUUUUUACAAGUAGGAAGGUGCAAAGCACCGUAUCUGUUUGAUGUGAUGUGAUUAAUCAAAAAUACGUCGAAAGAAAAUAAUAUAUUAUCCAAAAAUCGUGUAUAAUUAGCCCUGUAUUCUCUAUAAUUCUACAGAGAAAUAAAAAUACUCGAUUAGUUACCAAUUGGAUUCCCA
Vespa mandarinia (Asian giant hornet) is the source of this 5361-nucleotide messenger RNA. Its product is annotated as dual specificity calcium/calmodulin-dependent 3',5'-cyclic nucleotide phosphodiesterase 1. The record is from RefSeq and is a predicted model, not a curated record. Gene Ontology annotation, molecular function: 3',5'-cyclic-nucleotide phosphodiesterase activity. NCBI's taxonomy places the organism in Eukaryota, Metazoa, Arthropoda, Insecta, Hymenoptera, Vespidae. Gene Ontology annotation, biological process: signal transduction.